Messenger RNA from Paramecium sonneborni, 981 nucleotides. The record is from the annotation of a GenBank genome assembly. Lineage: Eukaryota; Ciliophora; Oligohymenophorea; Peniculida; Parameciidae.
AUGAAAAUAAAACCUAAUCGUAAAUUUGAAGAAAUUGCAUUAAAAAUUAUUAAUUAAUGUAUUAAAGAAUUCGGUUCUGAUUUGAAAUAUGCUGAAUAAGAAGGAGGCAAAUUACUAUCAAUUGAAUAAACUGAAUAUUUCUUUAAUGAUUAUAUCCAUAAACUAGGAGUCUAAAAUUUGAUUUCUUAUGAAUUUCAAGAUCAUACUGUAGCUCCUACUAGUGUAAUUCAUAAUCCAACUAAUGGUAAAAGCAAAGUAAUUAUUGGUUUGCCUAUAAACUAUCGCAUUAAUCGUAUUGAAGGAGUGCUCAAUCAUGAAAUUGGAACUCAUUUUAUUAGAAAAAUUAAUGAUCGAUAAUAAUAAUGGUAUUAGUCGUAUUAUUUAUAUUUAUAAUUAUAUAUAUAUUUUAUAAUUUUAAAUUAAUAAUACAAAAAAAGGUAUAAAUUAAAAUGAUCAAGAGCUAAAUAUCAUUUGGAACCAUACUUAAAAUAUGAAGAAGGAUUGGCUGUUGUUAAUCAAGUUCUUCCUCAAGCUCUUAAAUAGAAAGGCAAACCUUACUUAUUUAUGGCAGCUUCACAUUAUAUUUCUGUAUAAAAUUAUUAUUAAUAAGUCUAUUAUGGUAGUUAAAUGAGUUUUGCAAAGUUACUUCAAGAAUUAAGAUAUUUUAUAUAAGAUGAUGAAGCUAGAUUUCGAGAAUGUUUGAGAGUUAAGAGAGGUUUGAAAGAUACAUCAUAACCAGGAGGAAUGUACAAAGAUCAAGUGUAUCUUACAGGUGCAAUCAAGAUUUUAAAAUACAGAGGAAAAUUAAAUUUUAUUCAUUUACAUAUUGGAAAGAUUACAAUUAAAGAUUGCUUUAGAUUGGGAGAAAAUGGAUAAAUAUUUACUAAAAAUAUCUAUCUUCCUCCUUUUUUAUAAGAAUUAGAUCAAUAUAAAAAAGGUUUGGAUAAAAUAGCUUCACAAAAUUUCAUUAAUUUUAUAUGA